AAUAGUCCGCUUGGCAUAAGCUGCACAAGAAAAGUGAGGCGUGUGGUUCAUAAAAAGGAAAUCCCCACGUACUGUAUUAUAGUUCACUGCUACAACAUCGUUUGUUUAUUCUAGUGGAUCACACAGGAGCACAAGUAGUGCAAAAUGCCAGGAAUCCUUUCGUCUCUAUUAAAAGGUCUUUGGAUGCGAUUCGCUGUCUUAUACCUUGUGUCAGCUUGUGAUAUCAAAAAGAACUCCUUUAACAUCAGUGCGAACUGGCUGUACUUAUCUUGCUCGUGUGGCGGUCAACCGACCACAGAUCGCUGGCAUCAGUUGCUGUCCGUGGCGCUGUCCGUGUCCUAUGACAACCGAGAAGAAAGGCUGGUGUCUCUACAAACUGCCAGGAGUGCACAGCAGGAAGCUAGCAAUUGGACAGUGCAGGUCACGAACAGUGAAUUCAGUGGCACAGCAGUCACCGCACAACUUGAUGUCAUCAUUGACCUCGCGUCCAAAACGGGACUGAUGGAGUUCCGGUGCAACUUUGUAGCCAUUGACCCUUACCACAAGCAUCAGUACCAAAUAAAAUCCUGGACGUUUGAAGCUCCAGCAGGCUCAAAGACUGCGGUAACGGUCCAAAGUUUUGUAACUAAGGCGUCAGUCGGCGACUCUACAACAGCUCCACCAUCAACAGCAAUCACAUCAGCAGCCAUCAGAACGCCAUUUAAUCCCACAAUAUUAACCAGACUACGCUCGGAAAAGACUACUGCCUAUCAGGAAACCUCUACUGCAAAGGCAACUUCGCUGACAAGGUCGACAAAUGAAGCGACCUCAACAACCGAGAAAUCCACUUCAAGGGAAACGAAAAGGUCUAGCACUGGUGUCCAAGCCUCUGAAGAACAAACUGGUGCCAGCGAAGCGCUGAAUGGAGUAAACAACUAUAUCAGCCUGACCGUUGGUUUUGCAGUUCUUGCCGCUCUUGCAAUCGUCAUCUUAGUGUCUGUUGUUUGGCUGAUAGUUAGAUGGCGCACAAAGCCUGUGGCAGACCCUCCUUUACCACAGCCGCACAGACCAUCUCUGACAAGAACACUUUCACAAGAGCUGUUCAACAAGAUCAACGAUUUUUUCAGCGGCACGCUAACGCCGUCCAUGUUAGAUGCGUUCAAGAGGAGGGACAGUCACGUGUAUGAAACUCCUUAUGAUGUUCCAAAUGAUGAGGAAUUCGAACACACACACGGCACGCUGAACGCGGAGAACAGUUCAAUCAAGGAUGCUAGAUGUGUCAGCGAGUGUGUGGAAGACUGUGAUGAAACACUCCAUACAGUUUCGUCUGAACGCCCCUCGGCGGACGCUGCCUUAUACUUAACGCCUGUUUCAGGGGACAAGAGACAAGACGACUUAAGUGCAAAUGUUCCUUCAUCAUAUAUCACUCCUUCUCCAGAAUAGCGGCCUGUACAUGAUCAAACGUCAAAUAUUUCUAACAUCAUCAAAACUGUACACUUGCUUUGAAAGCAAAAGUUUAUUGUCAAUUUAUUAUUAUUCUUGCUUUGUUUUCCUCACACGGAGGCAAGUAUAUUGCGCUUUACAGAGAGGAGGUGGUGGGGAAUGAGGCUGUGUGGUUAAUACAAGUUCAUGGUGUGAUAGAGAUGGAUAUCACAAUCAAGCAGGAUAUAGGGAAUGUGUAUAUACAUGCAGCUAACAACGCCAGGAACAUGACGGAACACAGAUAGGAGUAAGGUGGGGAAAGGCACAGCAAUGGUAGACCUAUUACAAUGGGUGUUUCCGAAAGAGAGGUUUUUAAGUCAAGACCGGAAAUCCUGUAGCAUCUCGAUGGAGGGACAGAGGAUUUCAGGAUAGGUCACCUUACUUACCAUAUAUAUUUCUAUUUCUGUUCUUCCUAUUCUCCCCUGCCUUCUACCCCCUUCCAAUAAAACACAACUUUCUACAAAACUGUUUCCACAUACACGAAAAUAGACGAGAUUCAAACUGAUCCCCCUCUUUACGAGAUUCUAAGCAGUUUUAUUUUGCCUUUACAAUCCCUUUAAGUUGUUUAAUAUAAUCAGCAUACUGUGAUAUAUGCGAUGGACGCGCUCCUGCACGUAUAGGGAAGUGCUAUCAAACUUGUAUUUUUUAUUCUUAUAACUUGUACAUAUGCAGUGGCGGACUCUGUCGGGCAUUUGGGGAAUGCCCGGUGGGCCGGUGGGCCUAUUUUGUUCCAUAGAAUAAUAUUAUAGGCCUAUUUUAGUGAGAAGGGCCGCUCUGUAAAUAAUGCCCGGGCCGCUUUAAAGCUCCAGUCCGCCCCUAUGCUAAUGGUCUACAUAUGCUAAUGGUCUCACGAGCCUGAACUUGUGACACUAAAACUGUAUGCUUCUCCAAACGACUAUUCAGAACAGACUGUACACUUCGACGAUCUUCAGAGGAGGUGUACGUGGUCAAGCAUGUCAGACAGACUAGACCACAAAGGUUUGCUCCCAGAGGCUGCCGCGCACCUUAUUACGAAGAGACCCAUCAUCUCGAAAAUUGUUGAAAAAGCUUGUAAGCGUGUGUCACGUCCAUUCAGGAUAAAACAUCUUGUAUAUAAGGAUUUUAAAAAUCUGAAUUUCCGCACAGUCCAUUGCAGUGUUGAAAUGUUUCAAUAAAAGAUUUCAUAAAAUCUAUAUUUCAAUAAAAUCAAUAUCCACAAAA
This is a messenger RNA of Pomacea canaliculata, 2661 nucleotides long. RefSeq lists its product as uncharacterized. The transcript is spliced from 8 exons. The coding region runs from base 145 to 1422 and encodes 425 amino acids. The record is from RefSeq and is a predicted model, not a curated record. NCBI's taxonomy places the organism in Eukaryota, Metazoa, Mollusca, Gastropoda, Architaenioglossa, Ampullariidae.